AUGAGUUCUUCAUUCAGUCAGUCCACGUUCGGUCAGUCCACGUUCGGUCAGUCCACGUUCGAUCAGUCCACGUUCGGUCAGUCCACGUUCGGUCAGUCCACGUUCGAUCAGUCCACGUUCGAUCAGUCCAUGUUCGGUUCGAUCAUCCACGUUCGGUCAGUCCACGUUCGGUCAGUCCACGUUCGGUCAGUCCACGUUCGAUCAGUCCACGUUCGGUUCGAUCAGUCCACGUUCGGUCAGUCCACGUUCAGUCAGUCCACGUUCGGUCAGUCCACGUUCGGUCAGUCCACGUUCGGUCAGUCCACAUUCGGUCAGUCCACGUUCGAUCAGUCCACGUUCGAUCAGUCCACGUUCGAUCAGUCCACGUUCGGUUCGAUCAGUCCACGUUCGGUCAGUCCACGUUCGGUCAGUCCACGUUCAGUCAACACGUCCACGUUCGAUCAGUCCACGUUCGGUCAGUCCACGUUCGGUCAGUCCACGUUCAGUCAGUCCACGUUCGGUUCGAUCAGUCCACGUUGGAUCAGUCCACGUUCGGUCAGUCCACGUUCGGUCAGUCCACGUUCGGUCAGUCCACGUUCGAUCAGUCCACGUUCGGUCAGUCCACGUUCGGUCAGUCCACGUUCGAUCAGUCCACGUUCGGUUCGAUCAGUCCACGUUCGGUCAGUCCACGUUCAGUCAGUCCACGUUCGGUCAGUCCACAUUCGGUCAGUCCACGUUCGAUCAGUCCACGUUCGAUCAGUCCACGUUCGAUCAGUCCACGUUCGGUUCGAUCAGUCCACGUUCGGUCAGUCCACGUUCGGUCAGUCCACGUUCGGUCAGUCCACGUUCAGUCAGUCCACGUUCGGUCAGUCCACGUUCGGUCAGUCCACGUUCGGUCAGUCCACGUUCAGUCAGUCCACGUUCGGUCAGUCCACGUUCGAUCAGUCCACGUUCGGUCAGUCCACGUUCAGUCAGUCCACGUUCAGUCAGUCCACGUUCGGUUCGAUCAGUCCACGUUGGAUCAGUCCACGUUCGUCCACGUUCAGUCAGUCCACGUUCAGUCAGUCCACGUUCGAUCAGUCCACGUUCGGUCAGUCCACGUUCAGUCAGUCCACGUUCAGUCAGUCCACGUUCGAUCAGUCCACGUUGGAUCAGUCCACGUUCGGUCAGUCCACGUUCGGUCAGUCCACGUUGGAUCAGUCCACGUUCGGUCAGUCCACAUUCGGUCAGUCCACGUUGGAUCAGUCCACGUUCGGUCAGUCCACGUUCGGUUCGUCCACGUUCGGUCAGUCCACGUUCGAUCAGUCCACGUUCGAUCAGUCCACGUUCGGUCAGUCCACGUUCGGUCAGUCCACGUUCAGUCAGUCCACGUUCGAUCAGUCCACGUUCGAUCAGUCCAUGUUCGGUUCGAUCAGUCCACGUUGGAUCAGUCCACGUUCGGUCAGUCCACGUUCGUCCACGUUGGAUCAGUCCACGUUCGGUCAGUCCACGUUCGGUCAGUCCACGUUCGGUCAGUCCACGUUCAGUCAGUCCACGUUCGGUCAGUCCACGUUCAGUCAGUCCACGUUCGGUCAGUCCACGUUCAGUCAGUCCACGUUCGGUCAGUCCACGUUCAGUCAGUCCACGUUCGAUCAGUCCACGUUCGAUCAGUCCACGUUCGAUCAGUCCACGUUCGUCCACGUUCGGUUCGAUCAGUCCACGUUGGAUCAGUCCACGUUCGGUCAGUCCACGUUCGGUCAGUCCACGUUCGGUCAGUCCACGUUGGAUCAGUCCACGUUCGGUCAGUCCACGUUGGAUCAGUCCACGUUCGGUCAGUCCACGUUCGGUCAGUCCACGUUCGGUCAGUCCACAUUCGGUCAGUCCACGUUGGAUCAGUCCACGUUCGGUCAGUCCACGUUCGGUCAGUCCACGUUCGGUCAGUCCACAUUCGGUCAGUCCACGUUGGAUCAGUCCACGUUCGGUCAGUCCACGUUCGGUCAGUCCACGUUCAGUCAGUCCACGUUCGAUCAGUCCACGUUCGAUCAGUCCACGUUCGUCCACGUUCGGUCAGUCCACGUUCGGUCAGUCCACGUUCAGUCAGUCCACGUUCGGUCAGUCCACGUUCAGUCAGUCCACGUUCGGUCAGUCCACGUUCGAUCAGUCCACGUUCGAUCAGUCCACGUUCGGUCAGUCCACGUUCAGUCAGUCCACGUUCAGUCAGUCCACGUUCGGUUCGAUCAGUCCACGUUGGAUCAGUCCACGUUCGGUCAGUCCACGUUCGGUCAGUCCACGUUCGGUCAGUCCACGUUGGAUCAGUCCACGUUCGGUCAGUCCACGUUGGAUCAGUCCACGUUCGGUCAGUCCACGUUCGGUCAGUCCACGUUCGGUCAGUCCACAUUCGGUCAGUCCACGUUGGAUCAGUCCACGUUCGGUCAGUCCACGUUCGAUCAGUCCACGUUCGGUCAGUCCACGUUCGAUCAGUCCACGUUCGAUCAGUCCACGUUCGGUCAGUCCACGUUCGGUCAGUCCACGUUCAGUCAGUCCACGUUCGAUCAGUCCACGUUCGGUCAGUCCACGUUCGGUUCGUCCACGUUCGGUCAGUCCACGUUCAGUCAGUCCACGUUCGAUCAGUCCACGUUCGAUCAGUCCACGUUCGGUCAGUCCACGUUCAGUCAGUCCACGUUCGAUCAGUCCACGUUCGGUCAGUCCACGUUGGAUCAGUCCAAGUUCGGUCAGUCCACGUUCGGUCAGUCCACGUUCGGUCAGUCCACAUUCGGUCAGUCCACGUUCGGUUCGUCCACGUUCAGUCAGUCCACGUUCGGUCAGUCCACGUUCGGUCAGUCCACGUUCGAUCAGUCCACGUUCGUUCAGUCCACGUUCAAUCAGUCCACGUUCGAUCAGUCCACGUUCGGUCAGUCCACGUUGGAUCAGUCCACGUUCGGUCAGUCCACGUUCGGUCAGUCCACAUUCGGUCAGUCCACGUUGGAUCAGUCCAUGUUCGGUCAGUCCACGUUCGGUCAGUCCACGUUCGGUCAGUCCACGUUCGGUUCGAUCAGUCCACGUUCGGUCAGUCCACGUUCGGUCAGUCCACAUUCGGUCAGUCCACGUUGGAUCAGUCCACGUUCGGUCAGUCCACGUUCGUCCACGUUCGGUCAGUCCACGUUCGAUCAGUCCACGUUCGAUCAGUCCACGUUCGAUCAGUCCAUGUUCGGUCAGUCCACGUUCGGUCAGUCCACAUUCGGUUCGAUCAGUCCACAUUCGGUCAGUCCACGUUGGGUCAGUCCACGUUCGGUCAGUCCACGUUCGGUUCGGUCAGUCCACAUUCGGUUCGAUCAGUCCACAUUCGGUCAGUCCACGUUGGGUCAGUCCACGUUCGGUCAGUCCACGUUCGGUCAGUCCACGUUCGGUCAGUCCACAUUCGGUUCGAUCAGUCCACGUUCGAUCAGUCCACGUUCGGUCAGUCCACAUUCGGUUCGAUCAGUCCACGUUCGGUCAGUCCACGUUCGGUCAGUCCACGUUGGAUCAGUCCACGUUCGGUCAGUCCACGUUCGGUCAGUCCACAUUCAGUCAGUCCGCAUCACAAAUGCCAAACUGUAG
Molecule: messenger RNA, 3555 nt
Organism: Knipowitschia caucasica
Lineage: Eukaryota; Metazoa; Chordata; Actinopteri; Gobiiformes; Gobiidae
Source: the annotation of a GenBank genome assembly